Molecule: messenger RNA, 3672 nt
Organism: Apodemus sylvaticus (European woodmouse)
Lineage: Eukaryota; Metazoa; Chordata; Mammalia; Rodentia; Muridae
Gene: Slc25a44
Product: solute carrier family 25 member 44
Exons: 4
Coding region: 457-1470 (337 amino acids)
Biological process (GO): branched-chain amino acid catabolic process; transmembrane transport
Cellular component (GO): mitochondrion
Molecular function (GO): branched-chain amino acid transmembrane transporter activity
Source: RefSeq, a predicted model, not a curated record
UCUUCCAAGAUGGCCGAAGAGGCGCUUCUAGAGGGAGGCGCAAAGGCUGAUAAUGCCAUUGGUGGAAUUACGGCUGCUUACAGUGGGAGGGAAUGACUGCAUCCCAGUUUCCGGUUCCGGCAGUACCGGGAUCCCAGUCGAGAUGGAGGAAGAUGCGAACCGAUUCUGGCUGUCUCUGGGACUGGAGGGUAAUGCGGGGGCUGCGGUCUAGGAGUUCCAGUCUCAGACGCGGCUAAACCGCCGGGGUCUGAGAAGGUAAGCGACCACGGUGCUUGGGUGCCUUGAAGGAUCAGAGGUACUCAAGGAUCGACUUGUCGAGGAGGCAGCGGCUGUCAGUCUGCUCUGCGGGGCUGCAUCGCCAUGGGAAGCCGCUCUGCACUUUUGGCAACGAAAGGCAAGUCCCCCGAGGCAUCUCGUCCUGGCAGAGGAGCAUGAGAGACUGACAGCUAGAGAAGCAUGGCGAGGGGCAUGCCCGAGGACCCUGAAUUGGCCGUGCAAGAGCCAGACAGAAGGUCUUUGGGCGCAAUGGAGGACAAGCGGAACAUCCCGAUCAUCGAGUGGGAGCACCUGGACAAGCGGAAGUUCUACGUGUUUGGUGUAGCUAUGACGAUGAUGAUCAGGGUCAGCGUGUACCCGUUCACCCUCAUCCGCACCCGCCUGCAAGUCCAGAAGGGCAAGAGCCUCUACCAUGGGACCUUCGAUGCCUUCGUCAAGAUCCUGCGGGCCGAUGGCGUGGCGGGCCUCUACCGGGGGUUCCUGGUCAACACCUUCACACUCAUCUCUGGCCAGUGCUACGUCACCACUUACGAGCUUACCCGGAAGUUUGUAGCUGACUACAGCCAGAGUAACACGGUCAAAUCACUGGUAGCCGGCGGCUCAGCCUCCCUCGUAGCCCAGAGCAUCACGGUGCCCAUCGACGUCGUCUCCCAGCACCUGAUGAUGCAGCGCAAGGGUGAGAAAAUGGGACGCUUCCAAGUGCGCGGGAACCUAGAGGGACAAGGGCUGAUCGCCUUUGGCCAAACUAAGGACAUCAUCAGGCAGAUCCUGCGGGCUGAUGGUCUUCGAGGCUUCUACCGAGGCUAUGUGGCCUCGCUGCUAACGUAUAUCCCAAACAGCGCCGUGUGGUGGCCCUUUUACCACUUCUACGCAGAGCAGCUGUCGCGCCUGUGUCCUCAGGAGUGCCCUCACAUUGUCUUUCAAGCCAUCUCUGGGCCCCUGGCUGCAGCCACUGCCUCCAUCCUCACCAAUCCCAUGGAUGUCAUCAGAACCCGUGUGCAGGUUGAAGGCAAGAGCUCCAUCAUCCUGACCUUCAGACAGCUGAUGGCGGAAGAGGGGCCAUGGGGCCUCAUGAAGGGCCUCUCAGCCCGAAUCAUCUCGGCUACACCCUCCACCAUCGUCAUCGUGGUGGGCUACGAGAGCCUCAAGAAACUCAGCCUGCGACCCGAGCUGGUGGACUCGAGACACUGGUAGCGAGCAGCGGAUGGAGAGGCCGUGGUUUCACACAUUACUCUGGGCCAGCGCAGAGCAGGGCGGAUAACUACCCCUGUGAAUGCCACCGCCACACACCCAUCCUGCUCCAGGUGGCCCGUCAGGGAUAAGAGGAGGCUUUGGACUGCUCGUUCUGCAGAGGUUCUGUGCCUGCCUUCCCUGAUCCCCAUAAUUUUAUUUUUCCUGCAGAUCUGGGCCCCUCACUUGGUCACUCAGUCAUGACCUGAAGAUCAACCGUCACAGGGAGGGCCCCGUUAGCCCCUCACUGUGCCCCUCUGUCCUUCCCUCAGGCCUGGGAAGAGCUUGUCCCUGCUUCUUCCCCAUGAGUCUUUAGGCCAAGGCUCUAAGUAGCUGCCCGUGCCCGUGAUUUUAUUUUUAUGAUUGCUUAUUUUAAAUUUGGGACUUGAUGUGUUCACUGGACUACUCUGCUUUGUUCUGGCUUUUGGGGAACAAAUCAGAGCAGCACACACUCUGCAGGGCGAUCAUCUUUGGGAGUUACUAGGAGGGAGCCCUGCUAAGGCUUCAUGUGCAGCUGCACAUCUGUGAGUGAGCCGACUAAUCCCGAUAGCUCAGUUUGCCGUCAGACCCCACUCCUUGGAGAAGUGGAAAACUGUGACACAAGUCCCAGUGCUUUAUCCCUUCCUUGUCCCUUCAGGCCUGGGAACCUGCAGAUAGAAUGAGCUGUUGGCCUUCAUUGGCCCAGGUGACUACAGUGGAGGGCACCGUUGUAAGAGGAUCAGAUGUACUGGAGAACACUGGACUUGGAACAUUGCCCCAGGCUAGGUUGAGAGAGCUGGUAUAGAGAAGAUGUGCGUUCCUCGGGCCAGCUGAGCCACGCCCAGGAGGGGCCAUGGAGGUUCUGAGCCCUAGGCAGGCAGCAAUGUCACAGGCAUACCUGUCACUCAACAUAGCAACAGGUGUCUCACAGUAGGACUUUAGAAUAUGAACUAUUCUUGUUCUUCUUGUCCUUGGGGGUGAAAUGUCAUCCCCGUCAUGGUACCCCGUGCUGGCAACAGAAAAGAAAGUCCAGUCAGGAAGGCGCCCAAGGCCAGGUCCACCUGGUUACCAGCCUCUUACUGCCAAAAUCGUUGAUGCUCUCCUCAGGAGCGUGCCUCUUCCCUGCCUCCACUGAGCCUGUGUUGGUGGCAGAGAGGCACAGCGUGAGGAAUGAAAAGAAAGCAGGCAAAGCUUGCUGUUCGGCCUGGGUGUUGCUUUCAACCAAUCAGUGGCCAUGCCUUGGGAAGUGCCAUGGUGCCAAACUGGAAGGUGCUAGCUAACUGAAGCCUUCAGGUUUCUCACGGCUGCUCCACUUUCUUCCAUCCUGACGCGACCCAGCCUCCGGACUUACCUCUUCUACUCCUCGUGGUGGUCUGUCUGUUUCCUUCUGAGCCUUCUACUUUUAUUUGUCUCAGCAUUUUGGUGGUUAUCCCAGGCUGGGUUUGAAUUCACUAUGUAGCAGAGGAUAGCCUUGAACUCUUGAUCUUGCUCCACCUCCUGAGUUCCAGGUUUACAGGAUGGCGCCACGCCCCACUUCCUGCACUUUAUUGAGAGAGCCCUUCAAUCUUCCCAAUAGUCAUCUGAAGCGUGGAGCCCACAGAUCAUUUUAAAUCCUUCUGCUCCUCACCUCCAGCGUAUACGAGCCGUCAGUACAGUGGAGCCAGGGCCCCGCUCCUUUUCCUGUCAAGUCCUUUGUGAGUGGAUGUCUCUCGCUCUUCUUUGGUCUUCGCUUAUCAGGGCAGAGUGUGGGCAUAGGUUCCUGCCUUCCAUGCCUUAGGUUACUUCUUCCCGACGUGAUUUUCUUGUCCGGUGUUUAAGCCUCUCCCUUUCUUGUCCUUUUCCCUUUCCUUUUCUCCCCUUCUGUUUGAAAGGUCUGUGGAUGUAAAGGUAAAGGCCUCCCCAUUGGGACCCCUACUUUCCCAAGGACUAGGACUGCCCUUGGUGAAGAUGGGCCAGUGGGCGGCCAUUUUUCCAAAACCGGAGACCAAAACAGCUAGAAAUUUUGACCCGUUGGUCCAUAACACAAAUUCGAAACUCGGCAAGACAGGAAGGCUGGAUGGAGGCACAUAGGAAAGAAUAUGCACAUUCAGCAUUGGAUAGAAAUGGACUCGUGGAUAAUAGCUGCGAAUAUUCACUGUUGCACUGUAUGAAAUCUUUGAAAUGUAAUUAAAAGUUUUUAUUGAGCCC